AGUCUGCCAUUCAGCACCAGAGCAGUCUAGUGCUGGCAUGCCCUACUUCAAAGCUGCGGCAUCCAGCUCGUCUUGUUAUACUACGUGUCCCGAGGCCAGUGCGAUAUAUCAUGAGGCCGCGCUGAAAGUCCACGGAUAGGACUCGCCGUCAAUCUUCCCGCUGCCGCCGCUCCUGGCCGCGCCCAACCAUCGCCAUGGCCCCAGUCGCUCGUUUUGCCUUCCUCGCCACGGCCAUCGUCUUCCACCUUGUCUACAUCUUCUCCAUAUUCGAUAUUUACUUCGUCAGCCCGAUUGUGUCGGGCAUGCGAUUGUUCGCCGUAGACCGCACCACGCCAGCUAAGCCACCGGCAGAUCGUCUUGUGCUCUUUGUCGGCGAUGGAUUGCGCGCAGACAAGGCAUUUCAGUCGUUUCCCGAACCAUAUCCUGAGUCGGAUCAAGACCUAGUCCCGCGCCCGCUGGCGCCCUUCUUGCGGUCGCGUGUCCUGUCCGAGGGAACCUUCGGGGUAUCCCAUACUCGCGUCCCAACCGAGUCGCGUCCCGGCCAUGUCGCCCUGAUAGCUGGCCUCUAUGAAGAUGUCUCUGCCGUCGCGACAGGAUGGAAGCUGAACCCUGUCAACUUUGACAGUGUCUUCAACCGCAGUCGGCACACCUGGAGCUGGGGCAGCCCGGACAUUCUGCCCAUGUUCGAGCGUGGCGCAGUGCCUGGGCGCGUGGACGCCAUUACAUACGAGCCUGAAUUCGAAGACUUCUCCCAAGAUGCGACGCGUCUGGACUACUGGGUCUUCGACCACGUCAAGGACUUUUUCGCCGAGGCGGCCACCAAUCAAACCCUCAGCAGAGCCCUCCGCCAGGAUAAGAACGUCUUCUUCCUUCACUUGCUCGGUCUCGACACCUCGGGGCAUUCCUAUCGCCCCUACUCGAAAGAGUACCUCAACAACGUCAAGGUCGUCGACCAGGGGGUUAAGGAAGUGACAGAGUUGAUCCAGAAGUUCUACGCCGACGAUCGGACGGCCUUUGUCUUCACUGCCGAUCACGGGAUGAGCGACUGGGGCAGCCACGGCGAUGGCCAUCCAGACAACACACGCACGCCCCUGGUCGCGUGGGGUGCUGGCGUGGCACGUCCGGAGCUUCAUCACGGGUCAGUCGCCCCCGGUCACGACGAGUAUUCCUCUAGCUGGGGAUUCGACCAGGUUCGGAGAAACGACGUGGCCCAAGCCGAUGUCGCGGCUCUGAUGUCCUACUUGAUUGGGAUUGAGUUUCCAGCAAACUCGGUCGGUCAGCUUCCACUCUCGUACCUGUCCGCCAGUAAUCGCGAAAAGGCACAAGCCUUGCUGGUCAACGCCCAGGGCAUCUUGGAGAUGUAUCGCGUUAAAGAGGGGAAGAAAAAGGCAACCGAGUUGCGAUUCAGGCCGUAUCGACUGUUGGGUGACGAGGGCGCCACGCCAGACCAACGCGUCUCGGCUAUUCAGGAGCUCAUUGCGGCGGGCAAAUACGAAGAAGCCAUCGAAGAGUCCGACGCGCUUAUUGCCAUCACGUUAGAGGGCCUCCGCUACCUACAGACCUACGACUGGCUGUUCCUGCGGGCUCUUAUCACGGUCGGCUACCUUGGAUGGAUGGCGUAUGCUAUCACCAGCGUCAUCGACGCCUUUGUCUUGCACGAGAGGAUAACGCCCAAACGGUCAGCCGGCGGCUACAUUGGGUCUAUAUCGAUUCUCAUCGCGCUGUACGCUUCAUUUCUGGUAUCCAAAUCACCGAUUACCUACUAUGCGUACGCCUUCUUCCCUGUUGUCUUCUGGGAAGAGGUGUACGCACAUCGAGAAAGUCUAAUCCUGGGUCGCAAAGCCCUUUUCGGGCACAUUGUAUCAACAGGGGCCGUGGCGACAUUAGUGGGGCACGCGGUGCUGUCUGUAGCUAUCGUCCAGUGCUUGGCACUCAGCUACAUCUAUCGCGAAAUACUCACCGGCAUUUUCAUCUUAGCGGCGACAUGGCCGGCGACAUAUGGUGUCUCAUUUUUGCGAAAGUACGCGGUGCUGAGCCUUGCAUGGAUCGUCUCUUGUUUGACCAUGAGCCUUUUCACGUUGCUCCCCGCAAUGAAAGAAGAAAACGUGACUCUUAUUCUCAUCGGUGGAGCGGCCAUGACAGCCCUAGGCAUUCUAUACCUGGUUUUUGAGGGUCGCAUCUUUCACGACUUCAGAGAUCAACCGCUGCCGACAGCCGCCAAGGCAGACGACACAAUCAGGCGCACAAUCAUGGGCGUACAGGUUGGUUUGGUGCCACUAGCCAUGCUUGUGACCCGCUCAAGCGCCUUGAGCCUGCAGGCCAAGCAAGGACUACCUAUCGGCAAUCAAUUUGUGGCAUGGGCUGUCCUAGUCGUUUCCCUGGCCAUGCCGCUUGCGUAUCGGCUGCAAAGCACCACCCACUACAUGCAUCGACUAGCUGUGGUAUUCUUGACGUUCGCACCGACGUUCGUUAUCCUGACGAUAUCGUACGAGGGCCUGUUCUACGUGGCCUUCAGCAUCACGCUUCUCUUGUGGGUGCGGCUUGAGUACGCCGUAGAGACGCAGGCUACGAAGGCGACUCGGACUAACGGGACUACCGCGUCGGGGCACAGCGGGAGCAGGCCCAGAAUCCUGGAGCAUAGGCCGCUGCGGCUGUCAGAUGCGCGUGUGGCACUGUUCUUCAUGGUGCUCCUACAAUCGGCGUUUUUCAGCACGGGCAACGUGGCAUCAGUCUCAUCCUUCAGCUUGGAGAGUGUGACGCGACUUAUUCCCAUCUUUGACCCCUUCUCGCAGGGCGCACUCCUGAUCCUGAAGCUCAUGAUACCAUUUGCGUUGAUUUCCGCGAAUUUGGGAGUGCUUAACAAGCGGCUCGGCGUGGCGCCGUCGGCGCUUUUCAUGGUGGUCAUGGCUGCAAGCGACAUGCUGACGCUUUACUUCUUCUGGGUGGUCAAGGACGAAGGGUCAUGGUUGGAGAUUGGGUCGACAAUCAGCCACUUUGCCAUUGCAAGUCUUCUGUGCGUGUUCGUUGCCGGGCUCGAAGCGGUCAGCGCCAUGUUUAUAGCCGGCAUCGAGGUGGACGAGCGUCGUGGUGGCGAGGCAGCGCGCAGCAUGGGGCCAAAUACGAGCAACGGCCACAAAACAAAGGAGGUGGCGGCCUGCAAGCUGGCCAACGGAAGCGAAAAAGGCUGACGAGCUUUGCGGACCAAGCAACAUGUACUAAAUGAGCAGCAAUAGAGCGCGACUCGAGGUUAGGGACUCGCAACGAAAGCUGGGCUGACAGGCGAGUGUGACAGCGCGAGACGGGCCGUGAAGGGGGCAGGGCCACUCACUCGGUCCACGGAUUGCUAUCGUCCAAGUCGCUUUUGCAAGCUAUCAAGGUACCACUGAAUAAAAAUCGGAU
This is a messenger RNA of Purpureocillium takamizusanense, 3399 nucleotides long. RefSeq names its product Glycosyl phosphatidyl inositol anchor synthesis (gene MCD4). Gene Ontology annotation, cellular component: endoplasmic reticulum membrane. The record is from RefSeq and is a predicted model, not a curated record. The transcript is spliced from 6 exons. Gene Ontology annotation, biological process: GPI anchor biosynthetic process. Lineage: Eukaryota; Fungi; Ascomycota; Sordariomycetes; Hypocreales; Ophiocordycipitaceae. Gene Ontology annotation, molecular function: mannose-ethanolamine phosphotransferase activity. Bases 195 to 3188 code for a protein of 997 amino acids.